AUGGAUCAGGAUGUUGAUGAAAUGGCGAAAGCCUACGAGUCUUUCAUCGACUCGAUAACCUCAUAUCUCUGGGCCAUGCAGCUUUCAUGCGGCCAAAAGACAGAAUUCACCAACACCGCUCUCGAAAACUUCAAAAAUCAGUAUGAGGCCUUCAAGGCUGUUUGUGACAAGACCGAGGAGUUUAUUGACACUACAAAGAAGAGAAUAAUCGCAAAGUAUAUGGCGAACCCUGAAGAUCUCAUUGAGACUAGAGGGGAAUCAUCUGCCAAUGCUGAAGGGCUUGAGCUGCAGGUUGUGAACAAUUUGGUCGAAGAAGCGAAACGGUUAACGGGUUCUCAUUCUGAGGCGGCUAAAGAACUUGAUCCUGAAAAUGUUGAUCCAGUUUUACCUCCGAAGAUUUCUGAAGACGUUGAGCAAGAUGUGAAGAUAGAUUCGACUCCAAAGGGUUCUGAAGAUAUCGCGCAUGACUCUCCAUCAAAAAGUUCUGAGGAUGUUGAGCAAGUCUCACUUCCAAUGAGUUAUGAAAAUCCCGAGCCAGUUUCACCUACGAAGAAUUCUGACGAGCUCAAGCCAGUUUCAGAACUGACCACUGAUAAAUAG
Molecule: messenger RNA, 600 nt
Organism: Asparagus officinalis (garden asparagus)
Lineage: Eukaryota; Viridiplantae; Streptophyta; Magnoliopsida; Asparagales; Asparagaceae
Exons: 1
Coding region: 1-600 (199 amino acids)
Biological process (GO): root development; regulation of DNA-templated transcription; cold acclimation
Cellular component (GO): mediator complex
Source: RefSeq, a predicted model, not a curated record